Molecule: messenger RNA, 1353 nt
Organism: Neohortaea acidophila
Lineage: Eukaryota; Fungi; Ascomycota; Dothideomycetes; Mycosphaerellales; Teratosphaeriaceae
Exons: 3
Coding region: 1-1353 (450 amino acids)
Source: RefSeq, a predicted model, not a curated record
AUGUCGACACCCAACAACGUUGCUGCACCCGGUCCGAUACCGGCAACAACACCCACUGUCGUGCGCCGAGACGAGAACGGCGUGCAGUGGAUUGCAUUUGAGUAUUCCCGCGAUCGCGUGAAGAUGGAGUACACCAUCCGAUGUGAUGUGGCAAAUAUCCACACCGAUGACCUUAGCGCAGACUUCAAGACCGCGAAUUGCGUGUACCCGAGGGCCAACUGCGACAAGGAUCAAUACAAAGGCAACCGGCUCAACUACGAACGCGACUGCAACGAAAUUGGGUGGGCGCUGGCGCAGCUCAACCCGCCCCUGCGCGAGAAGCGCGGACUGAUUCAGCGCGCCGUGGACAGCUGGAGGAACAGCAACACCGACCCCAAAUUACGAAGCAGAAGAGUUCGACGGAUGGCCAAGGUGAAUACGAGGAAGGGAUCGCAGCCGGGACUGGGUAUUGGUCAGCCAUCGAGCCCGCAAGAUGUCAAGAAUGAGGCAAUGCGCAAUGCGCAAGUCCCCAAUGAUUACACGCAGCCACAUCAUCUUCAGGCGCACGUGAAACGAGAAGUGACGGAUGGCGUAUCUUCGCUGCCUGCCACACCGCGAUCCGCCCAGAACUUCUACCCCACGUACCCCAUGCCGCCGCAUCCGGGCGCCAACGCGAUGCCACCUCUUCAGAGCCCCAUGCAUCCACCCCAUUCCACCAUGUCAACACGUGUGGCCCGCGAUGGCGCCGACGACGACGACCACGAGGAAGACCGCAAACGAAAACUCUUUGGCGAUGUCCCAGAGGCCAAACGCCGGAAGUUUAUUCUGGUCGAGGACAAGCAGCGAGGGACACGUGUCCGUGUGCGAUUGGUCCUCGACCAGGUCAAGAUGGACGACAUGCCGGACGCGCAUUUGAAGACCAACUCCGUCUAUCCUCGCUCUUUCUACCCGAGACAUGACGGUUCACCCACGGAUUCGUCACGAGCGCUGCCCAUCUGGGAUGGAGACGACGACGACUGUGUCGAAGGAGCUUCAUCCACUCUGCCCACGCGCGGCAAGACGAUGGUGCAGGUGCCGUUGAUGGACGGUUCCGAAAUGGGCAUGUCGGUGCCCUCGCGGAGGACAUCGCAGCGCCGCAAGGAGAUGACGCUGAAUGAAAUCGGAUAUCGCAUGAGCUGGGGUCAGGCACGAGCGUUCAAUGGGCGAACGCUUUUCCUGCAGCGAUCAUUGGAUGCGUACCGCCAGAAGAUGCAAAGCACCAUGCUUCACACGGCCCAGGAGGCGUCUUCGAUUUCGCCGCACUUUGAGACGCGCGUGGGGAAGCGGCGCAGGUCGGAGUGGAGGUUGCAGCAUGAUUGCGUGGAAUCGCCGUGA